Exophiala mesophila is the source of this 4180-nucleotide messenger RNA. Its product is annotated as calcium/proton exchanger. The coding region runs from base 448 to 3966 and encodes 1172 amino acids. Gene Ontology annotation, cellular component: membrane; endomembrane system. NCBI's taxonomy places the organism in Eukaryota, Fungi, Ascomycota, Eurotiomycetes, Chaetothyriales, Herpotrichiellaceae. Gene Ontology annotation, biological process: calcium ion transmembrane transport; intracellular calcium ion homeostasis. The transcript has a single exon. The record is from RefSeq and is a predicted model, not a curated record. Gene Ontology annotation, molecular function: calcium:proton antiporter activity.
CUCCAGAGUCGAAGAGAAACGAGGCAGUCAAGAGAGACGUGGAGAAACGGAUCUCUCCCAGCAAAACACUAAACACGAACACCUCCAGCUGAACGCUGCUUUUUUAGCUUCUCGUAUCACAUCCAUUCUCUUCCGAGUCGUCUUCAAGUUGUCAGUAGUGCCACAGUCAGCUCGAUCGCAGCUCGAUAUCACUCGGCCGUUGUACAAGGCCAUCGCUCGCUUCCCACCUCCUCUGCAGAUCCUAGUCCUUGCAUAUUACCUUUUUCCCUGCCGACCUCAUCAUCUGAUCACCCAUCUCCACGGCCGUCUCAUGUGGUGCAACAACAAGCCUGCAACAGGCCUCAAAUCUACCGGGUUGCACAGUCCAAAGGUUCACAACCUGGCGACAUCAGUUCAUCCUUGACCUGCAGUUCAUUCUCCUUGAAAAGACAGUGAACUUUCACGACCAUGCCUUCCGAUGAUGCUCCCCCAAGGAGCCCUCGGCCAAACCUCACUUCCAAUUCUCAGAGCACCAGCACCUCUCCAAGGCCGACCCAGCCCUCGAUGCGUGAUCCCAACGAAUCCGAUCUCAAUGCUGCAGACCAAGGUCCCUCCAUUCGACGCGACUAUGGUAUGGCUCCUCUAAAUUUCUAUCCUUCUGUCCCCGUUGCUGCUAAUCUCGCACUAGCCAGUAUCAACACCUCUGCUCCAUCCGCCCACCGCCCGAGAAGCGCACCUCGCCCCGAAUCGCCCACCCAAAGACCAGAUCGUUUGGAAUCAGGGUCUCACCUACAAUCCCCGCAGCCUACCCGCGCAAGACGUCCUAACACCAUGAGAAGAAUAUCAACUGCCAGGAAGAAGUUACCCCACCGCGGUGAACACUUCUCUGUCGAUGAUGAUCCAUCUGAGAUCGAUGACGAUCGCCCACCUCAAACUCCCAGAGAAGCCUCCAUUCCUUCCCUUUCUCGCAAAGAAUCUACCGUCCGCCGUCGAACCCAAGCUGUUGUCAACACUCUCCCUCGUGUCGACUCGGCCGAAGAGGACGAGGCUGCGGAACAAAUCCCAGAUCUAGAUCCCGCCGAUCUUGAAACAGAAGCAGACAAUUCUGAUAUCCUAGAACAAGGCGACCUUCAGGACAUGGAAGACGCAGACCUUAGUGAUGCUGAAAGUUUCACUCUCAAGGAUCGACAGUUGGCCAUUAAUGAAACCCAUCCCUUUGGUAUCAGAAUAUGGAAGCCUGCCUUGUACAAGAAAAAUCGCUCGGUGGAGAAGACGGCCGAGGAAGAUAUCCAUUCCUCACCAAGCCAAAUUGUGAGCCGUUGGCUCUGGGUCUUCAAUUGUCUCUGGACUGUUAUCUUCGGCUGGUGGCUAGCUCUCGCUGCCUUCAUCGCCGCCGUCGUAUGCUUCUUAGUCGCCUUCGAGCCAAGUGCCGCUGCCUAUGGUAAUGUCUUCUGGUCACUAGGCGGUUACUUAUUCUGGCCUUUUGGUAAAUUCGUCAAACUGGAACAGGACGAGAACUAUGUCGACGAGGACGAGGGAGAAGGCCGAAGCAUCAGUGAAUAUGAAAGAUGGCAAAGUGGAGACCUUGAAUAUGGUCGCUUGAUGUUUGGCCCAACUAUGACGCACACAGGUUCCAUUGUCGGCAGACACAGAAACAGCAUCGAUUCCGCUAGUGAGACCGACAGUCUACUUGAUCGAGGAGGUCGAGCGGACAGGUCAGACACUGCCGCCAGCUCACGCGCCAAACGACGACUCUUUGGCCGUGGCCAGUGGACUUUGGGAAGAGUCAUCUUCUUCGUCUUCUUUUAUUUCAAUGUUGCUCCUCUCAUGCUGAUGGUAUCCAUGGUCUGCUGGUUCAUGGUCUUUUGGAUCCCCAUGGGCAGGGUUUUGCUCAUUCUCCUCUAUCACCUUCGGAAGCGGCCCUUGUCUUUAACGUUCCAUCGAGACGUUUCCUAUGCUAGGAGCUCUACCACGCCCUCGUCAAUUGUUCUGUGCACCUAUCGAGCAGUCGGGCUCAAAUACUGGAAGUACACAAUUGACGGCACCAAUAUCUUUCUCAUAAACUUCUUGGCAGUGGUUGUGUUUGUCAUCCUCGACAGCUUCAUCUUGAAAGGUGCUCUCAAGCUUGACAUUUGGCUCACGAGUCCGGCCCUCCUCUUCACCUUGGGUCUCGUCUCCAUCAUCCCUCUUGCCUACUUUAUCGGACAAGCUGUGGCAUCUAUUUCAGCCCAGUCAUCGAUGGGCAUGGGAGCUGCAGUGAAUGCCUUCUUCUCAACCGUGGUCGAAGUCUACCUUUACUGCAUAGCCCUCCAAGAAGGCAAGGGGGCAUUGGUGGAGGGUAGUAUCAUUGGGAGUAUAUUUGCGGGCAUUCUUCUCCUACCUGGACUCUCCAUGUGCUUUGGCGCAAUCAAGCGAAAGACACAGAGAUUCAAUGUCAAAUCUGCCGCAGCCACCUCAACCAUGCUUCUCUUCGCUGUUAUUGCCGCAUUCGGACCAACCUUGUUCUACAAGAUAUACGGUAGCCAUGAAUUGAUUUGCAAGAGCUGUUCGGUGGACAGGGACUCUGAGGCCAGUCGAGACUGCAGGCAAUGCUAUUUUCGUCAAGUUCCCGCCAUUACUGAUGACUUCUUCAUCAAGGCAGUGAGACCAUAUUGCUGGAUUGCCGCUGUCCUGCUAUUCUCGUCCUACAUCAUCGGCCUCCUAUUCACCCUCCGAACGCAUGCAGCUGUCAUCUGGAGCACUGAGGGGGAGGAGAAGCGACCCCACCCAGUGCCAACUACAGCAGAAAUAAGCCCUACAGACACUCGACAUCACAGUGCGUUGAAUUCACAGGUGCUCCCAGCUGCGCAUGGGUCUUAUGUUUCAAGGCCGGCCAUUCGAGAGUCGCAGUUGUAUAAGAGAAUACUGGGGCAAUCUCUGCGAUCGGCUGGCUUUCCUGAGGAAGGAGAAGGAGUCGCCGAGCACGAAGCUACAACCUCAUCUAAAGCAAAACCACGGCAUACAGCAUCCGAGUCCCACUACAACGGCGAGUUGCCUCAUGUAGUGCCCCCGAAAUCUAGCCACGGUUCUGAUCAAGCCGGUAGUCCCAUGCUUCGACCGGUAGUGCCUGGCCUUUCAGAAGAAGACAACAAGAAUCUCGUGCGACAUGUGGCUGAAAUGGCGGCCACCGCAGCCGCAGUUGCCGCCAGGGACGCAGUGCAUAAUCCUAGAUCUACCUCAUACCAGACUACACAUGCUUAUAAGGCUGAUACUGCCAAAAUCCCGCGCCCUGGGGCUACCCGCAGCAAUACUGUGGGUGACAUGUUGGUAAGGCGACCCACAGAACAGCCAUUGCCUGGCGCAGCAGAAGGAGGAGGACACGACGCUCCGAACUGGUCUCGAGCCAAAUCAUCUAUUAUACUCCUCGUGGCAACAGUGGCUUAUGCAAUUGUCGCCGAGGUGCUUGUUGACACUGUUGAUGUUGUACUCGACUCGGUCGAAAUUGAUGAAAAGUUUCUCGGAAUCACGCUGUUUGCCCUGGUUCCCAACACAACCGAGUUCCUGAAUGCCAUUUCUUUUGCCAUGAAUGGCAAUAUUGCUCUCAGCAUGGAGAUUGGAUCCGCAUAUGCGUUGCAAGUGUGCUUACUCCAGAUCCCCGCGGUGGUACUAUUCUCUGCUGUCAGUGGCCAGUUUGUGGACCCGGCGGAUCUUAUCGACCACACAUUCAACCUGAUAUUUCCCCAAUGGGACAUGGUCACGGUGAUUUUGUGCGUGUUUCUACUCAGUUAUAUGUCGGGAGAAGGCAAGAGCAACUAUUUCAAGGGUAGCAUUUUGGUCAUGACAUACUUGGUUGUGGUGUUGGGUUUCUUCUUCAGCGGCUACACCACCAUGACCAUUAUGGGAGGUGACCCUAAUGAUACACUUGCCAUCAUGUCGAGUAUGGCGUGGCAACACAACACUGUUGGAGGCCCCGCGCCAGCCAGAUCGAUUAGCAGAAGAGAGCUUUGAAAGGGGGAUUGCAAGAGAAUGGUUGUUGGGCGCAUGGAUAUGGCUGCAUUUUAUUUGAUUACUGGCGUGCAGUAUACAGCAGGGACGUCCCGGGCUUGGAGAGACCUAGACCAUGGUCACCCUAGCAAGAUCCUAUCCUACACCGCUUCUCUGACUAGCAUUAAUCCAUCGACAUUGUUAAACGGUUCAUUUCUCGUAUAAAUUAAUGAUUGGG